AUGUUGACAAUAAGUCAGGUUCUUAUAGCUUUGGUUAUAUUUCUUCUAAUUAUGCAGUUUUUUAAGUUGCAACGAGUACGGAGACAGCUUCCUCCUGGACCAAUUCCUCUCCCAGUUUUUGGGACCUUGAUACAAAUGAACUUUCAGUUUAAUCGUGAUCUCCUCAUGAAGCUGGCAAAAAUUCAUGGCAACAUAUUCACCUUAUGGUUUGGAUGGGCCCCAGUAGUCAUACUGAAUGGAUUUCAAGCAGUUAAAGACGGUAUGACCAUGCACCCUGAAGAUGUCUCUGGGCGGUUGGUGUCUCCUUUCUUCAGAGCAAUGGCCAAAGGAAAAGGGAUUAUGUUGGCAACUGGUCACACCUGGAAGCAGCAGAGAAGGUUUGCACUGAGGACUCUACGCAGCCUUGGUCUGGGGAAAAGAGGUCUGGAGCAUCGAGUUCAAGAAGAGGCCCAGUACCUGGUAGACUUCUUUGCAAGUAUGAAAGGGAAACCCCUGGAUCCUUCUUUCCCUCUUGUUCAUUCUGUCUCAAAUGUCAUUUGUGCUGUUGUUUACGGACAUCGCUUCUCCAGGGAGGAUGAAACCUUCCAUGAACUGAUUAGAGCCACAGAGCAUCUAUUCAAAUUUGGAGGCAGCUUUGUUCAUCGUCUCUACGAGAUCUUCCCCUGGCUGAUGUGCCGUCUCCCUGGUCCUCAUAAGAAGGCGUUGUCUUGCUAUGAUGUCCUGAGCUCUUUUACAAGGAGAGAGAUAAGAAUGCACACGGAGCGUGGGAUACCAGACGAACUGCAGGAUUUCAUUGACUUUUACCUGGCUCACAUUGAAAAAGCCAGAGAUGAACCCAGGUCUACAUACAAUGAAGACAACAUGAUUUAUUCUAUAAAUGACCUUUUCUUGGGUGGAUCGGAGACAAGCAGCACUACUUUGAACUGGGGCCUGCUCUAUAUGGUGGCAAAUCCGGACAUUCAAGAGAAAGUGCAGAAGGAGCUGGACGCCGUUCUGGGUCCUUCCCAGCUAAUCUGUUAUGAGGAUCGGAGGAAACUGCCCUACACAAAUGCUGUAGUUCAUGAGGUUCAGCGCUUCAGCAACAUUAUCUCGGUUGGCAUGCCCAGAGUGUGCGUGAGGAACACGACGUUGCUCGGCUUUCCCCUCAAAAAGGGAACCAUAGUUUUUCCAAGUAUUGCUUCAUCGUUGUAUGACCCAGAGCAGUGGGAAACACCUCGACAGUUCAACCCCGGUCACUUCUUGGAUAAGGAUGGAAACUUUGUGAGCAAAGAAGCCUUUUUACCAUUCUCAAUAGGGCACCGUGUGUGUUUGGGAGAGCAUCUAGCGAGGACUGAGCUCUUCAUUUUCUUUGCCAGCCUGCUGCGGGCAUUCACCUUCCGGCUCCCUGCGGGGGUCACGAGGAUCAACACAGAGCCCGUUUUGGGGGGUACGCUGCAGCCUCACCCGUACCGGGUUUGUGCCAUUCCACGCUAG
Tauraco erythrolophus (red-crested turaco) is the source of this 1473-nucleotide messenger RNA. RefSeq names its product cytochrome P450 2J4. Gene Ontology annotation, molecular function: oxidoreductase activity, acting on paired donors, with incorporation or reduction of molecular oxygen, reduced flavin or flavoprotein as one donor, and incorporation of one atom of oxygen; heme binding; iron ion binding. Lineage: Eukaryota; Metazoa; Chordata; Aves; Musophagiformes; Musophagidae. Gene Ontology annotation, cellular component: cytoplasm; intracellular membrane-bounded organelle. Gene Ontology annotation, biological process: xenobiotic metabolic process. The record is from RefSeq and is a predicted model, not a curated record.